Molecule: messenger RNA, 4085 nt
Organism: Harpegnathos saltator (Jerdon's jumping ant)
Lineage: Eukaryota; Metazoa; Arthropoda; Insecta; Hymenoptera; Formicidae
Gene: Tudor-SN
Product: staphylococcal nuclease domain-containing protein 1
Exons: 9
Coding region: 319-3006 (895 amino acids)
Biological process (GO): mRNA catabolic process; regulatory ncRNA-mediated gene silencing
Cellular component (GO): nucleus; RNAi effector complex; cytosol
Molecular function (GO): nuclease activity; RNA binding
Source: RefSeq, a predicted model, not a curated record
AUCAAACGAAUUUCGGACGAUGUUCUCUGUGUAGAUCGCGCUCGUGCCGGCCACUCCACCGAUACGUGGAAAGCGUGCGUGCGUGCGGUGCCUCUCUCCCGUCGUGUACCGCAUACGACCAACAUGUCAACUUACUCCUGAGUUUCGUCACGCGAUUGAUAUACGCACCACGAGGAAUUUCUAAUUCAACCGACUCCAAGCGCGGACACAAACGGACCCGCGGACGCGCGUAGAUCGUAGUACAACGGGCGCGCGCAUAAACGUAACCGCGAAUCAUCCGUUUGCUGAUUCACGAACGAGUCUCGUGCCACGAGCACCAUGAACGCACCUCAGGCACCAGUGAAAUUGAGAAAUGGAGUGGUGAAACAGGUGACAUCUGGAGACACUGUUGUCAUUCGCGGACAGCCCAUGGGAGGUCCUCCACCUGAGAUAACAGUCACUUUAUGCAAUAUCACUGCUCCAAAAUUGGAACGUUGGAAAGGAAACGAUAGUACUGAUGAGACCAAAGAUGAACCGUACGCAUGGGAAGCCAGAGAAUUUUUACGCAGAAAACUCAUUGGACAAGAUGUCACUUUCGCCAUCGAGAAAUCUGUUAACACAGCUAGGACAUACGGCACUGUGUGGCUGGGAAAAGAUAGAAAUGGUGAGAACGUGAUUGAGACUUUAGUGUCUGAAGGUUUGGUAACGGUAAAAAAAGACAACCGUAAUCCCACUGCAGAGCAGACUCGGUUAAUCGAAUUGGAGAAUAUGGCAAAAGCUGCGAAAAAAGGGAAGUGGACCGAUUCACCAGCUUCUGAACACAUAAGGGACAUUAAGUGGACUGUUGACGAUCCUCGAAAAUUGGUUGAAAAGUUUGGCAAGAAACCGAUUAAAGCUGUAAUCGAGUUUGUCUUCGAUGGUUCUACCGUCAAGGCUUUCCUCUUACCUGAUUUUUAUAACAUAACACUCAUGAUCUCGGGUGUUCGCUGCCCAGGCUGGCCAAAUGGACGCCGUGAGAAUUCCGUUGGCGAUCCUUAUGCGGACGAAGCGAGAUAUUUUGUGGAAUCACGACUCUUGCACAGGGACGUCGAGAUAGUGCUGGAGUCGGUCAACAAUAACAACUUUAUCGGCAGCAUUAUUCAUCCCAAGGGAAACAUCGCCGAGAUCCUGCUGAGUGAAGGUUUCGCCAAAUGUCAAGAUUGGUCAAUUAGCAAUAGCAGGUCCGGCGCUGAGAAACUGUACCUGGCUGAAAAAGCCGCGAAGGAGGCGCGUUUGCGCCUGUGGAAAGACUACAAACCGUCCGGCCCGCAGGUCGAAUUCACCGGCACUGUCGUCGAGAUCAUCAACGCAGACGCGCUCAUUAUCCGAACGCAUAAUGGAGAAAACAAGAAGGUAUUUCUGAGUAGUAUUCGGCCGCCCUCUCGCGAAAAGAAGAACACCGAGGACAGCAACAAUACUGCUCGGCCAAAGGACUUCAGACCUCUCUACGAUAUACCGUGGAUGUUAGAAGCGCGAGAGUUCUUGCGCGAGAAAUUCAUCAGGAAGAACGUGAAAGUAGUGGUCGAUUAUACACAGCCGGCCAGGGACAAUUUCCCGGAGAAACUAUGCUGCACGGUCACUUGCGGUAAAACAAACAUCGCGGAGGCGUUAGUCGCACGGGGUCUCGCGCGAGUAAUCAAGUACAGGCAGAACGACGAUCAGCGCUCUUCUCAUUACAAUCUUCUGCAAGUAGCCGAGAGCAAAGCGGAGAAAUCGCAACAUGGGCUGCACGCGAAGAAGGACAUUCCGGUUCACAGAAUAGUGGAUUUGUCGAACGAUCCGUCGAAGGCAAAGGCGUUCUUGACUUCUCUCAAGCGUGCACAAGGAAUCAGAGCCGUUGUAGAAUUUGUAACCAGCGGCUCGCGUCUGAAGCUCUUCCUCCCGAAGGAGGACUAUGUUAUCACAUUCGUGCUGGCUGGAAUAAGGACUCCGCGUUGUCAGAGAACAUUGCCCGGCGGCGGAGUAGUGAAAGCCGACGAGUACGGCGAGAAAGCUCUGGCCUUCACCAAGGAGCACUGCUUCCAACGAGACGUAGAGAUCAAGAUCGAGAAUACGGAGACGAAAUUGAGCGGUUUCAUCGGCUGGUUGACGGUAAACGACGUCAACAUGUCCGUCGCUCUGGUCGAGGAAGGUCUCGCCGAGGUGGUAAAUUUCCCAGACUCUGGCGAACUCACGAGGACCCUCAAAGCCGCGGAGGAACGUGCGAAAACGAAGAUGCUCAAUAUCUGGAAGAACCGCGUGGAGGCGCCAGUGGAGAGCGACAAGAUCUUGGACGAGAAAGAAGGGCAGGAGCGUAAGAUCGACUAUCAGAAGGUUGUGAUCUCCGAAGUUACCGACGAUCUUCACUUCUACGCCCAGAGCGUCGAUCAAGGAACCAUGCUGGAGAACUUGAUGGUGCAGCUGCGCCAAGAACUAGCGACCAAUCCGCCACUUCCUGGCGCUUACAAGCCGACCAGAGGUGAUCUGGCCGUCGCGAAAUUCACGGGCGACGAUCAGUGGUAUCGCGUAAAGACGGAGAAGGUCUCCGGCACCAAUGUUAGCGUAUUCUAUAUCGAUUACGGUAACAGGGAAACCGUCCAUGUUACGCGGGUCGCAGAUCUGCCCGCGCGCUUCGCCACCGACAAGCCGUACGCCCACGAAUACGCGCUCGCGUGCGUGACACUUCCGAGCGACACCGACGACAAGAGGGCGGCAGUGGAGGCGUUCAAGGAAGACGUACUGGACAAAAUUCUACUCUUGAACGUGGAAUACAAAUUGAGUAAUAAUGUAACUGCUGUUACGCUGGCACACGUCAGCACAAACUACGAUAUCGGGAAAGGAUUGAUUUCUGAUGGAUUUGUGCAUGUUCAAAAGCAUCGGGAUAGGAGGCUCACGAAAUUAAUUGAGGAAUACAAGAAGGCGGAAGAGGACGCGAAGCAUAAUCAUCGUAACAUCUGGAUGUACGGAGACGUACGACCGGAGGACGACGAGAAGGAGUUCGGAUUGUAAUUGAAUUAAGUGCUCAAACAUGGGAUUAAGCAUAAUCGGUAACUGAAGAAGGAUGAGACAUGUGUUAAAAACAACAAAAUAACAUAAGAAUUAUUACGAAUAAUCUGCUACAUAGGUGAUUAAGAAUGAUGAAUGUCGAUCCGGGAGCUACAUGUUGCAUUAGUCGUAAUGCAAUGAUAUACUUCAGUAUAUAAAGAGAAUUGUACAUAACAAUUUUAAUAAUUUCUGUAAUACAAUGAACAAAAAGCAUACACGCGAAGCAGUACUCGAAAUGAGAACUACGCGAAUGUGGAUAUAGCAUGUGUUCUCAUCGACAUGAGCAUUCGUUAUUACUUGGUGCCACAAAUGUAAAUUGUUUGGUAACCCGACAUUUCCGAACGAUACGAAGCUCUCAAUGUGCAAUUCAAUGUGUCAAUCAUGUUAGAUAUAUCAAUUCUUUGCUUUCCCUAUAUAUUGGAUAAACAACAAUCAAUGUUAGUCAUGCGUGCUCCUUUCCAAGUUUUUAUAUAGAUGAUGAUAGCUGUAGGAUUUUUGUAAUUCGCGAAUUUAAUCAGAGGCACUGGUAGUUAAACGGAAAUAGGGAGAACGUUCAUAUCAAGCAGAAUAUCGGGAUAUUUUCAAUCAAAGUUACAUUGGCACAGUGUCAUCCGGUAAAAAGGUUCCAUCCCUAAAUGGCGUAUGUGUGCGCGUGUGCGAAUACAGCAUAAUACAAUAUAGCAUAAUACAAUACAGCAUAAUACAAUACAGCAUAAUACAAUGGGGAUAUCAGUAGUGCAAAGGAAGAUGCUGUACAAUUAUAUGCCGUCUUUUUUUGUGACUCUACCAUCUUUUCCGAUAACUUUCACGUUAUACAUGGUAUGUUAUAUUCAUAAACAAGUUUGAUAUUAAUGUACUUACAAGAAAUUAUUUAUGCAGUUAUCCUACAGAUCAGCCUUACAGAUUACAGCACUAUUAUAAAAUUUAAAUGUUCAGGAUUUAUUUGCGAUGUAGAUAAGUGUUAUGUAUCAUGUGAAGUAACUCGCAAUUGUUAUGCGAUACAAGAAAGCAAAGGACGUGGUAACGUUACGACGCAAAGUACA